Molecule: messenger RNA, 3872 nt
Organism: Coregonus sp. 'balchen'
Lineage: Eukaryota; Metazoa; Chordata; Actinopteri; Salmoniformes; Salmonidae
Source: the annotation of a GenBank genome assembly
GUGCUGGAGGACAAUGACUACGGUCGCGCUGUGGAUUGGUGGGGCCUGGGCGUGGUCAUGUACGAGAUGAUGUGCGGUCGGCUGCCCUUCUACAACCAGGACCAUGAGCGGCUGUUUGAGCUCAUCCUCAUGGAGGAGAUCCGCUUCCCCCGGAACCUGGCCCCCGAGGGAAAGGCACUGCUCGCAGGCCUGCUCAAAAAGGACCCCAAGCAGAGGUACGUCGGGGUGGGGUUGGGAUGUAGGUCUGUGUGACUGUUUGACUGGCCUGCUCAGUAAGUACACCAUUUGUUUUAGUGUGUGUUCGGCUGGGUGUCUGCUCAAGAAAGGUGUGUGCGCUCGCGCAUGAUUGCGGCCUGCCAACACAGUCCCUAAUGCAGUAGAAUAUACUGUUGAGAUGCAAGCUGGGGUCUCUGAUAUUCUGUUGUUUAUUGACAGGUUAGGGGGAGGACCGGAUGAUGCCAAAGAUGUGAUGUCCCACAAGUUCUUCACCUCCAUCAAGUGGAAGGAUGUGGUAGAUAGGAAGGUGAGUGAAUGGAGGCUGAUAGAUUAGCGGUACUGAUAGUGUCAGUCAAAAAAUGGUGGCAUUCCAGGUCAUUUUUUUGGCAGUUGCAGUUUGACAUCAACUGCUGAAUGACUGAUCACCAAAUGACCUUGCAUCAUCAAUAAGUCAAUUGUCCGAGCUAGAACGCCCCAUAGGGCAGGAGACUAUCACCUGUUUCUGUAGCGUGAGGCAGCUUGAUGUAGAAGUACACCUCGUGCACCCCCUGGACAGGGCGCUAGUAUAUCGCAGGGCCUAAAGCCGAAUCCUUUUCCUUAAUGCUGAGUGCCAAGCAGAGAGGAUCCUGAAUCCUUUUCCUUAAUGCUGAGUGCCAAGCAGAGAGGAUCCUGAAUCCUUUUCCUUAAUGCUGAGUGCCAAGCAGAGAGGAUCCUGAAUCCUUUUCCUUAAUGCUGAGUGCCAAGCAGAGAGGAUCCUGAAUCCUUUUCCUUAAUGCUGAGUGCCAAGCAGAGAGGAUCCUGAAUCCUUUUCCUUAAUGCUGAGUGCCAAGCAGAGAGGAUCCUGAAUCAUUUUCCUUAAUGAUUGCAAUAUGUUCAGAGACUCUGACGAUAACAUCAACAAGCUACAACAAUCACCUCCGUCACCGGCUUCAUAAGGAAAUGCAUCGGCGAAAGUUGUCCCCACAGUGAAGGUUCGCUGCUUCCCCAAUCAAAAUCCCUGGAUUAACACAGAGGUUGGCGCUAAACUAAAGGACAGGGCUACCGCACACAGGGCUAUCGCAGACAACCCUGAGGCUACUGCUGAGGACAGGAACAAGUACAAGAAGUCCCGCUACGACCUCCGCAGAGUCAUCAAAUGAGAAAAAGGACCAUAUAGGAAUAAAGUGGAAUCAUAAUACACAGGCUCCGACGCCCGUCGCAUGUGGGAGGGAAUACAGUCCAUUACGGAUUACAAAGGAAGACCCAGCCAUGAUCUGCCCCACGAUGCCUCUCUACCAGACGAACUCGAUGCAUUUUAUGCACACUUCAACAAUAACAAUAACACCAUACUGUGCAUGAGGGCCCCCACUGGGUAGACUGGGUGAUCUCGCGCUCUGAGGCCGACGUGAGUAAGGUCUUUAAUCAAGUCAACACUCGCAAGGCCACGGGGUUGGACGGUAUUCCAGGGCACAUUCUCAGAGCAUGCGCAGAUCAGAUUGCAGGCGUAUUUACAGUAAUUUUCAACCUCUCCUUGUCCGAGUCUGUAAUCCCCACGUUUUUAAAUUGACUACCAUCAUUCCUGUUCCCAAGAACUCGAAGGCUUCAUGCCACAAUGACUACCACCCUGUACCACCCUGUAGCACUCACAUCUGUAAUCAUGAAGUGCUUUGAAAGGCUGGUUAUGGCACACAUCAACUCCAUCAUCCCAGACACCCUUAGAACAGGGCUGCCCAACCGUCUCCUGGAGAUCUACCGUCCUGUGGGUUUUCAGUCCAACUGUAAUUUAACAACCUGAUUCUACUUAUUAGCUGCUCAACAAGACCUUAACUAGCUGAAUCAGAUAUGCUAAAUUAGGGUUGGACUGAAAACCUACAGGAAAGUAGAUCUCCAGGAAGAGGGCUGGGCAGCCCUGCCCUAGACCCACUCUAAUUUGCAUACCGCUCUAACAGAUCCAUAGACGACGCAAUCUCAAAUGCACGCCACACUGCCCUCACCCACCUAUACUGAACAAAAAUAUAAACGCAACGUAAAGUGUUGGUCCCAUGUUUCAUGAGCUGAAAUAAAAUAUCCCAGACAUUUUCCAUAUGCACAAAAAACGUAUUUCUCUAAAAAUGUUUGGCACUAUUUUUUUUAUAUCCAUGUUAGUGACAUUUCUUCUUUGCCAAGAUAAUCCAGCCACCUGACAGGUGUGGCAUAUCAAGAAGCUGAUUAAACCGCAUGAUCAUUACACAGGUGCACCUUGUGCUGGGGACAAUAAAAGGCCACUCUAAAAUGUGCAGUGCCAAGCAAAGAGGCAUCAGGUCCCAUUUUCAGAGUCUUUGGUAUGACUCAACCUAUCAAUCUCAGGGCGGACACUUUAACCACAAGGCCACAGAGCUGGUUGCAUCAUAGAUCGGUAUUAUUUGUAGAUGGCAGUCAAUCAAAAUUUACCCACAUUGCAUCACACAUUUGAUGCUCUCGAACUCGGCCAAUAUCAAUAUGAUUUACAAAUCUUCUGAGAUGGUAUAGGAAAGGUUAGUACUGGUACUGUGAUGUCUACUUCUGGACCAUUAGCCAAUCACUGCUCUCUCCAUCCUCAGCUGACUCCUCCCUUCAAGCCUCAGGUGACGUCGGAGACCGACACCCGCUACUUUGACGAUGAGUUCACAGCACAGACCAUCACAGUCACGCCUCCAGACAAGUGUGAGUUUGUGUGUGCGCGCGGUUGUAUGUGCGUGUGCAAGCGUUUUUAUUAGUGUGUAGCUAGGUUUUUCAUCCAAUUGGCGACAGAUGUUCACGCGAAUAUUCAAACAUUUGCAUGAAAAACAAAAGGAGCAUCAAGCUCAUCGUGCACUUUCACCACCCUGUGAAGUUCAUCAUAACCUAUUUCAUCUGUAGCCUAAAACUGCAUGCUUUCCCGAGUCGUAGUGACAUAUCAUUGUGACUCCAAGUUUAUUUCGAUAUGGAUAUUUGAGCAUAAAGGCGUUUCCACUGCAAUUUCUAGCAUAAUUAAUUUUACAGACACAAAAAAGAUCCUGCAAAACGAUAUCACGAUACUUGGGUGCCAAUACGAUAUGUAUUGUGAUUCUCAUGAUUCUAUACGUAUUGCGAUUCGAUACUGUGAUUUUAUUGCAAUUCAAUGUUACAAACAUAUUGCUCACCAUAUGUCUGCUGAAGAGAGACGAGAACAUGAGAAAAAAAGUUUUGUUCAGUCAGGUAAAUAAGUGCUGAAAACAAAUUGGCUCCCUAUUUAAAAAGAUGGAGAAAAAGCUAUGAAGGAAAAAUACUGGCGUUUUGGUGCAGGUACAGCAAACUAGCGCAAAAAGAAUAUUGCGACAUUGUCAAUACGAUACGAUAUAUCGUCAAAAAUAGUAUCCCGAUAUGUAACUGUGUAGAUAUAUAUUUUCCCCCCAGUACUAUUGUCUAGCGUAUUUAGUUUUGGCUACAUUUGUAAAGUUUACUGACAAAUUUGCUGUUUCGAUCAGGUCUGUCGUGACAUUUUUUAAUCCAACAUAUACUUUACUUGCAUAAAAAGGUUGGAGGGAAACUUGAUUUAUGACACAAUAUGCCACCAGCAGUGACGACGUUACUGCGCUGACACUGACUGUUUUCUCUGUUUUCCAGAUGACAACCUGGACUGUGAGGACCCCAACCAGCCAGCGCACUUCCCCCAGUUCUCUUACUCCGCCAGCAUACGA